Gadus macrocephalus (Pacific cod) is the source of this 5051-nucleotide messenger RNA. It is a transcript of the gene cers1, whose product is annotated as ceramide synthase 1. The record is from RefSeq and is a predicted model, not a curated record. NCBI's taxonomy places the organism in Eukaryota, Metazoa, Chordata, Actinopteri, Gadiformes, Gadidae. Gene Ontology annotation, biological process: ceramide biosynthetic process. Gene Ontology annotation, molecular function: sphingosine N-acyltransferase activity. Gene Ontology annotation, cellular component: membrane.
UAUAGAAGUCGGUGCACGUAGAGUUCAGCUGCAACCCGAAUACAUGGUUCUUCAGUUUCUUGAUUAGCGUAAGGCCUUGCAUUGGACUUCUCCUGUUCUGUUCAUUUUAAAUAUUUAAAGGCCAAAAGAGCAACAUACAGUUGGCAUCAUUACAGACGAGCGGGCGCACUGUCUCUUUAAGUCAUAAUUUAAUCUCUACGUUUAAAGAAGAUAGCGGAGCCUAAUUACGUCACACGCUCUCGUCUUUGCUCUCCCCGUUUCGCUGCUGCAACUUCAAAUAAUACUGCGCGGCUGCUGCUCCAAACACGGUCCAGGUAGCAUACAACACGUGUGUACAAUAUUUUCCGCUAAGUAGUUUACACCGAUAUCAAAAACAAGCAGCGCGGAUUUUAGCGACCCAGUCUCUCAGCGUAGCAAGGCGCCGCUGCUUCUGCCGGUCUACCGAGUACCGCUCAGCGGGCAGUAGAGGGGAGGAACGGCGGGACACGCAGGCGGAGGAAGGCGGGCAGGUUCUCCAGAGGAUAACAUGCUUUAUUUUUACCGCUGCCGCGGGAAUAUUUUUACAUUUGUAUGGAGGGCUUCGUCGUGACUCGUGUGUGUCUGGUAGGACGCGACUAUCCCCAUUAUAAAACUAAGAAGAGUCGUCAUACACGGUGAAUAACGGGAAGGAGACAGUGUGUUGCAUAGCGGCACACAAUACAUGUGCUGAGCGGAACAUUACGCGCACCAGCGGGGCUUUUUAAUGAGGGCAGCUUGGCGCCGUACAGUCAUUUUGUUGAAUCGUUGGAUUAUUGGGCUUUACCUCCACCGAUGCGUCACAUUUUUCGAUUUGCAAUCAAAGAAGCUCGGUCGAAACCUGCAGCAUCUUGUUUUAUUAUCGGUCAGGGUGGUUUGAUUGAACCUAGCUAGGGGAGCUAACACCGACGUUGCCCGUCAUAACCGGUGUGCAUAGAGAAAGAUGAUCACAUUUCCAACCAAUCAUUGAUGGGUCGAUUUAAUUGUUAUACCAUCACUUAACCACAAAAGGUAAUUGAAUUAGGCCAUAAAGAUUGUGUAUUUGGUCAGAUGUGUUGAGCCUAUGGCCCUUUAUCAGUUCUCCUAGAUGCGAAGAAUGGGCCCAUGUCUUAAUUUAGAAAACAAAGAAUUAGGCUACUUGAAAGGCUAAGCUGGGUAGCUAAGCUUGUCUCGCGUUUUCAGGUUUGCUUGUUAACUAGCUGAAGGGAUUAGUGAGAUAGCAUUCGCACAGUGCUGUCUUGUGGACACCGUCCCCUAACGUUACACCCCUAAACCGGUCGGCGUUUCCCAUUCCCCUCAAUAUUUUCCGCGCCACGCCACAAUGGCCAGUCAUACUGUGGAUGACAGCACCAGCGCCGGGGCAGUGGAAAUGGAUCCGAUGCCCGGCUAUGUGGACCUCAUCACCAAAGCUUCUACCGUUAUGUACGGCGCCUUGAGAGACUGUAGCGCGUGCGGUCUGGAGCUCUCUAAACGGACCCUCUUAGAUAACGCGUACAUCACCUGGAACGAAAUUUUCCUGUUCUGCUUUUGCGCAUUUUUGUGGACGCAGAUAAGGCAAGGACUGACAGAGUGUCUUUUCAAGCCGUUAGCAGAGCGGUGCAAGCUGCAGAACAAGGAUGCCGCUAAGAUGCCGGAGAGUGCGUGGAAGCUGGUCUUCUACACCAUGUCCUGGUCGUACAGCACCUACUUGCUCUUCUUCACCUCCUACACUUUCUUCUACGACCCCCCCUCCGUCUUCUACGACUGGAAGAGCGGCAUGUCGGUGCCCCCGGACAUCGCCAUCGCCUACCUGAUCCAGGGCAGCUUCUACGGCCACUCCAUCUACGCCACGGUGUACAUGGACGCCUGGCGGAAAGACUCGGCCGUCAUGGUGGUGCACCACGUCAUCACGCUGGCCCUCAUCUCCUUCUCCUACGCCCUCAGGUACCACAACGUGGGCGUGCUGGUGCUCUAUCCUCGCAUCGACAUCGCUCAGCUGGUGUUCACCAAGCUCAACGUGUACCUGAAGUCCCGGGGAGGGAGCUACUACCUGCUCAACGACAUCCUGUCCAACAUGGGCUCCGUGAGCUUCAGCAUCACCUGGUUCUGGUUCCGGCUGUACUGGUUCCCCCUGAAGGUGCUGUACGCCACCUGUGUCUCCAGCCUGCAGUCGGUCCCUCACAUCCCCUUCUACUUCUUCUUCAACGCCCUGCUGCUGGCGCUGCUGCUCAUGAACAUCUACUGGUUCCUGUUCAUCGUGGUGUUUGUGGUGAAGGUGCUGAAGAUGAAGGAGGUGAACGACGUCCGGGAGUACGAGGAGGUGGAGGGGGUGAAGGCGGCCGCGGCUGGGCUGGUCCCGGCCCACCAAGCCAACGACUCGGACCACCAGCACGACCACAGCGCCGUCCACGGGAAACACGUGCAGAAUGGCGUCUCCAAGGACAAACAUCUAUAGUGGAUUCUCUGUCGCCAUCUUCUGGCUGCCAGCCGCAAGUGCAGGCAGGACGGGCGUCCACGCGUGGCGGUUGGUGUGCAGUCAUGAUCGCAAAGGAGAAAAAAAUAAAGAGCAGAAGAAAGUGGUUGGAAAAAGACCAUAUUUAGGCAGCGGAUGUUUUUCUGUAGACUUGUUUCAUUGUUGUCAUGGUUGAUCUUAUCGUUUUUGUUUUAAAUUAUAGCACUGUGAAUGUUAUUUCAGGCGACUCUGUGUCUUACCAUCCUCAUCACAACGUCAACUUAGUUUUGCUUAGAGACGAGACAUGCAAACCGCGAUUCACAAUACAACACCAUGCCGGCUGUGUGUGUGUGUGUCUGUGUGUGUGUGUGUGUGUGUGUGUGUGUGUGUGUGUGUGUGUGUGUGUGUGUGUGUGUGUGUGUGUGUGUGUGUGUGUGUGUGUGUGUGUGUGUGUGUGUGUGUGUGGACGUUUGUGUCAUCACAAUCGUGGACCGUCACAUCGCAUAACAUAUCAGCACCCAGCCAGGAUAUACAUCGUGAAGGGUGAGCUGCAAUCACAGCCAGUGAAAUAUCAAAAGGUCUCUCUCUCUCUAAACUAAAAAAGAGCCUGGCUUCGGGAUGCUGUGUGUGUGUGUGUGUGUGGGGGGGGGGUGUAUGUGAGUGGGUGUGUGUGUGUGUGUGUGUGUGUGUGUGUGUGUGUGUGUAUAUGCGCGCAGCAGCCCCCAGAUCCACCUGAGGCAAACUCCUUCCUGUUUGACCACGCUCUCGUAUCACAUAUUGCUUCUCAUCAUUUCACUGGUCAAUAACUGAACACGCUGCUUCUACACACACACACACACACCGAUGUACUGAAAGACCAACACGUGCACAUACGCAUAGACACGCACGCGUAGACACUCACAUACGCAUGGACCCACACACACACACAAACACCGCAGCAGUUGUGUUAUUGAGAUAGCCCCAUCAUGUUUUUGGUGCAUGAGGGAGUGGUGUGUGUGUGUGUGUGUGUGUGUGUGUGUGUGUGUGUGUGUGUGUGUGUGUGUGUGUGUGCGCUGCAAAUAGUGAUGUAAGACCUUUUUUGAUACAUAGAAUUCCAAAACCCUUCGGUUGUUUUUAAAGUGAGGCAUUUCAAAUGAUGAACGUGAUUUUCCAUGUCUCUUAUUUGUUUACUUCCUUCCUGUUGAUAAAUAGGCAUUAGAACACUUACACUCAAAGAGUUCCCGUAUGGAAUUUAUUUUUCGUUUUCUUAAUAUUUUUUUCGUGUGUUUGUAGUAUUGCGUCUGUUGUUGCACUGAGAUGAAGGCGUACAAGCUGACGGCCGGUUUAUUGACUGCUGUAAUUGAUUGACUGGGUUUCCGUAUAAUACUCUCGUUUCUGUUAGAAGGGGUUAAUGUUUUAUGUUGAUAAGCCGUUCAGCGGUUCUCAGAAAAUCGAAGUGACGGCCCUGACCCUGUAUAUGAGAAAAGGAAACAAGCACCAUGUGGGAAUGCAUGACAUAGGAAUGGUUUUGUUAAUAUGCUAUGAAGUUGUCUUAACAUUACAAAUGACGAAGAAAAAAAAUGCAACCCUCCUGCUUCUCAAUGUAAUCGUAAACUCCCAGUCGACGGAGUAAACAAAUCCACUUCCAUCAGAAUCCAUCUGAGUCAGCGGAGGCCACGCAAUCACGCGGGUGUCUUUUUGCGCGCGUGUGCGUAGGUGUGCGCAUUCUCCGUACAGCUCCAGAGAGUCCAUCCAUCCAUCCAUCCUACCUCCUCGAUCCAAUUGAAGCUCUUAGUUUUCCGGACCAACAGCAUGCUUGUGCCGCUGGAACAGGCCGCAGAUGUUGUGACACACUUGUGUCUCUUUGUCAGUAGGCAACGCUUCAGUUUGUUUGUUUUAGCCCACGGACCCCCCCCCCCUCACCCUUUCAAAACUAAGCUCAAACUAGUUCAUGAGUUUCCUGUCGGACGUAGUCGUUUUUAUUACUAUACCUUUGUUGAUUUCUCUAAGAAAAUAGCUGCUGUUUUCUGUUUCUGGUUUUGUCCUGAGAGCAUUGUCUGUAGAGCGACCCACCAUCCCCUCGCUGUUCUGCUAUGAUUGGCUGUUCAUUCCAGGAUCCCGAGGGACUAGGUAGUCACCUUGUUUUGUUUUAUCACUUUAGAUUCGUUUUGAUUAAUUUUGAUCACUGAGUCCUAUUCCUUCUUUAGCCUCUAACGAGUUUCCUUGAUGCUCCGAUUGUGUAUGACGGCAAAAACCUUGAGCUCUCGGUUGACACCUUUUGCAGCACGUGGUGCUAUGCAUAAUUGUGUAUUAUAAGUUGAAGCGAGACUUAAUCACUCCCCGAAGGCUACAAUUACUGUUUGUAAUAUAACUAUCGACUACUGAUUUUUUUAAGUUAACAUUCUAGCCCCAGGGGACUUGAAAUGAACUGAACUCUUUUCCAGGGUGUUAAACUCCCUUUUUAAUGAUUUCCUCAAACCUUUUUUUAAAAGGCAUACUUUAAUGACAACUUUAGCCAUGGUUGAAUUAGUAUUAUUUCACUGCAAAAGAAAACGUUCGAGACAGGGGCAGAGAUGAGUGUUGUUAACAUGAAUGAACCGCGAUGAAGGUUUGACGUGCCAUGGUC